CGUUGACACAAGUACCCACACACAGCACAUUCUAGCCUUCCUCUGUUUCAGGCAAAAACCAAGCUCUGCUUUUCCCGGCUCUAGACCGGACUUUCACCAGCUCAAACCAAUCAAGAAUGGCGUCGAUUUCAUUUUUCACCCAAUUCUAUAGCAAACCCAUCGCUGGGAUCUCAAAGCCCUUUCUAAUUCCGGCGAAAGCUGCGAUUUUGUCCGCGAAUACCGCCGCGUCGAAGCCGUUUCCGGCCUUGGGUCUGGCGAGCGCGAAGGGAAAAUUCGCCGUCCGGGCAGUUGAAGAAGGUGAUUGGGGCCAGGAGGAGGCGGCUCCGGGCGGUCUGGCGGUGGCGGAAGACGGGAUUGAGUCGUCGGAAGUGGUGACGGAGACGGACGUGUUGAAGAAGCAGCUGGUGGAUUCUUUCUACGGGACGAACAGAGGGUUGGCUGCUAGCAGCGAAACCAGGGCGGAGGUGGUGGAGCUGAUCAUGCAGCUGGAGGCGAAGAACCCCACUCCGGCGCCCACUGAGGCCCUGCCUCUCCUCAACGGCAAAUGGGUUCUUGCGUACACAUCUUUUGUGGGGCUGUUCCCCUUAUUAUCUAGGGGCACACUCCCUCUAAUCACCGUUGAAGAAAUAUCUCAGACCAUUGAUUCUGAACUCUUCACCUUUGAGAACUCUGUAGUGUUUUCUGGGCCAUUAGCAACCACUUCGUUCAGUACCAAUGCCAAGUUUGAAGUGCGUAGUCCUAAGCGUGUGCAGAUAAAGUUUGAAGAAGGCGUUAUUGGGACACCCCAGCUCAUAGACUCCAUUGAGUUCCCUGAAAAUGUGGAGUUCUUGGGACAAAAGAUAGACCUAACCCCUUUCAAAGGGUUGGUUGCUUCUCUGCAGGACACGGCCUCGUCCGUCGUCAAGUCCAUCUCCAGCUACCCGCCUUUGAAGUUCUCUAUUGCCAAUAAGUAUUCCGAGUCGUGGCUUUUGACGACGUACCUGGAUGAUGAGCUUCGCAUUUCCAGAGGAGAUGGUGGCAGCAUCUUUGUGCUGAUCAAGAAAGGCAGUUCCCUCUUGACGCCUUAUUAUUAUUAGACAUGUAAUAACAGUAAUUCCAGAAUGAUUAUAUAUAUUUGGUAUGAUUCAUUGGUAUGCUGUCAACUUUUUAAAUUAGUACUAUGACUAUUUAAUAAGACAUAUAAAUAAAUAUUAGAUGAUUGUAUUCAUACACUUGAUUAUGGUACUUAUGUUCUAGAAAUGUUAUAUGCUUAACUCAUUCUUAUUCAAUGACUCUAGGAUAUUAGAGUUUGCCUAGCU
This is a messenger RNA of Cuscuta europaea, 1298 nucleotides long. Lineage: Eukaryota; Viridiplantae; Streptophyta; Magnoliopsida; Solanales; Convolvulaceae. The record is from the annotation of a GenBank genome assembly.